AUGGAUGGCGUCACCUCUGUCCCAUACGAGAUCUGCAACAGUCUGGGUUUUCAGGGCGGGGCCCAGCCUGUGUUCUUCGGUAGUACCUGUAUGGCGAGGAACCUGUGCCAUGAGCUGCUGCACACCCUGGGCCUGCACCACGAACACACACGGUUGGACCGUGACCGCUACGUCACCAUACAGUGGGAGAGCGUGGUCCCAGAAAAAGAGAAGAACUUCCAAGUUUCAGCUGGCAUCGCCAUGGCCAUGACCCCAGAUAUUACAUGCCUGUCAGGGCCAGGGGUGAACCUGAACAUCAGCUUCACCUUCGGCCCCACCCCCUGCAACCAGACAGUACUGCGAACCCCACCCUAUUCCCCAGAGGCCACUGCGUUGUUCGCCACCGCGAUCACCCUCAUGAUGAUCCUCACCAUCGUGGGCAACAUCCUGGUCAUCAUCGCCGUACUGACCUCGCGUUCGCUCCGCGGCCCACAGAACCUCUUCCUGGUCUCGCUGGCCGCAGCCGACAUCCUGGUGGCUACCCUCAUCAUCCCCUUCUCGCUGGCCAAUGAGCUUCAGGGAUACUGGGCAUUCCGCUCACUGUGGUGUGAGAUCUACCUGGCGUUGGACGUCCUCUUCUGCACGUCCUCCAUCGCUCACCUCUGUGCCAUCUCUUUGGACCGCUACCUGUCCAUCUCCCGGCCCGUGUCCUAUGGCGCCCAACGGACCCCCGCACGCAUCAAGGCGGCAAUCGUGGUGGUCUGGCUUCUCUCGGCCGCCAUCUCCUUCCCUCCCCUCCUCUCCCUGGAUAAGAGUGAGGGAGGGGUGGAGGUGUGUGAGCUGAACAACGAGCGUUGGUAUAUUCUCUACUCCACCAUCGGCUCAUUCUUCGCCCCGUGUCUCAUCAUGAUCGGGGUUUACAUCAGGAUCUACCAGAUCGCCAAGCAACACACAAGAUGUCCGCCAGGGGAAAAACCCAACCCUAACAAAACUCCCGGCAACGCGUCUAGCAACACUCCUAGCAACCCAACAGCCCACGCACCUGGACCUGUCAUUACCCUCCAGCCCAAGCCUCUCAGCCAACUACAGCACAACAGAGGGGAGGGAGGGAAAGCAGACGGACAAUCCAAGGAUGCCGUAUCUUCGAAGAGUCUCCCUCCUUCUUCACCAAACUCUGUCCCCACCUCACCCCAGCCUCCCUCACCCACCAUAGCUCGCUCCCCCACACUCCCCCUUGCAGACAGCCAACCUGAGGAGACCCACAGACAGGGUGAGAGACAGGAGGAGAGACAGAGAAACACCACCAAUGAUGACAGCUUCAGCUCUGGCUCCGAGGCAGAGGCAGAGAUGAGUGAAAAAGGAAAGGGGGGGGGAGGGAACGGGACAGUUAAGAAUAAUGGAGGAUCAAAGUCUGGAGGUGCAGGGUUAAAAAUUAAACCUCUCUCUUCUCUGACCUCUCACAAGUUCAAAAAGACUGUUGCCACCCCCACCAGCACAAAGCUGGCCUCUGACAGGCCAGGGAAGGCCCAGGCCACGCCAAUGUCUCGGCGCAAGGCCAUGGUGAACCGCGAGAAGCGCUUCACGUUUGUCCUGGCUGUGGUAAUCGGGGUGUUUGUCAUCUGUUGGUUCCCUUUCUUCUUCUCCUACUCGCUGCAGGCCAUCUGUCCUGAGACCUGCUCUCUCCCUGAUCCCCUCUUCAAGUUCUUCUUCUGGAUUGGCUACUGCAACUCCUGUCUGAACCCUGUCAUAUACACCAUCUUCAACCAGGACUUCAGGAAGGCCUUCAAGAAGAUCCUCUGUAGGGACACCAAGGGGACAAACUUCUAGAGUGGAUACUGUGUAGGGACACCUUCUUUUAGAGUAUAUGCUGUGUAAGGACACUAAGGACAAUGACUUCUAGAGUGGAUAUACUGUAAGGAUAGCUUUUAGCUUUCUUGUGUAAGAAACCACAGACAAUCUGCUGAGUACGUCCUUUGCUGAACAUUCUGUUAGAUCAGAUAACAAAAGGCUGAACUAUGGAAUGCUGGAGUAGAUCAAGAUGCUCUGAUCCCAUUGGGGGCAGUGGGAGAGGAGGGAGGGACGCAAUAUACCUGAAAAAAAUAACUCUGUUACAGCUUGUUUAGUGAUCGGAACAAAACAGGGCCAUCAGUCAUGAGGACGUGUUGCUCAAAUUACAUUAUAAACUGAGUGGUUCGAACUCUGAAUGCUGAUUGGCUGACAGCC
Messenger RNA from Salvelinus namaycush (lake trout), 2202 nucleotides. Its product is annotated as alpha-2A adrenergic receptor-like. The record is from RefSeq and is a predicted model, not a curated record. The transcript has 5 exons. Gene Ontology annotation, cellular component: membrane. The coding region runs from base 1 to 1806 and encodes 601 amino acids. Gene Ontology annotation, molecular function: metalloendopeptidase activity; G protein-coupled receptor activity. NCBI's taxonomy places the organism in Eukaryota, Metazoa, Chordata, Actinopteri, Salmoniformes, Salmonidae. Gene Ontology annotation, biological process: proteolysis; adenylate cyclase-activating adrenergic receptor signaling pathway.